UCCGGGAACCAACAGGCAAAGCCGCGGCUGACUGAGGAGGAAAAGCGCCAGAAUCACAUAGCUAGUGAGAAAAAGCGUCGCGAUGCCAUCCGCGCCGGUUUCGACUCCCUCUGCGACAUUGUGCCGACCAUGAAAGGCCAAGGUCGCAGCGAGGCGGUAGUGCUGGGCAAGACUGUUGAGUUCGUGGAACUCCAGCUUGCCUUUCAGGAAUCGCUAAAAGAGAUCGCGUUGAGCAACGGCUGGUCAGAGGACAAGUUCAAGCAGUUCUACCUUGAUGCUGAGAAGGAGUCCAAGGAAAAGCAGAAGACAACGGCGGCAGGUCAGGCACGU
Messenger RNA from Dissoconium aciculare CBS 342.82, 330 nucleotides. RefSeq lists its product as uncharacterized. Gene Ontology annotation, biological process: regulation of transcription by RNA polymerase II. The annotation marks the transcript as partial. Gene Ontology annotation, molecular function: protein dimerization activity; RNA polymerase II cis-regulatory region sequence-specific DNA binding; DNA-binding transcription factor activity, RNA polymerase II-specific. NCBI's taxonomy places the organism in Eukaryota, Fungi, Ascomycota, Dothideomycetes, Mycosphaerellales, Dissoconiaceae. The transcript has a single exon. The record is from RefSeq and is a predicted model, not a curated record.